Entrophospora candida is the source of this 173-nucleotide messenger RNA. NCBI's taxonomy places the organism in Eukaryota, Fungi, Glomeromycota, Glomeromycetes, Entrophosporales, Entrophosporaceae. The record is from the annotation of a GenBank genome assembly.
AUGGGUGUGGUCAAAGUUUUGAAGUGAUUGUAGUUUCCCCAAUAUUCGAGGGUAAGACUCUUUUACAGAGGCAUCAACUGGUGAAUGAAGCAGCUAAAUCAGAAAUUGCACAUCUUCAUGCAUUUUCUCAGAAAACUUAUACUCUGGCUCAAUGGAAAGGAUUACAGAAAUGA